UGUCGGGCCUGUCCAACUUCUGGCCAAGACAGCAACAACAACGUUCACAUGGAUCCUUCUGGCUGGCUGGCUGGCUGGCUGGAUGGAUGGAUGGAUGGAUGGAUGGAUCGUUGGACUGAUACCUGUAGAUGGAUGGAUGGACGGGAACUCAAAAUGCUUCCCGGCCAGAUGCGGCCAAACGGGCUGAUAGGCAAGUGAGUGACUGAGUGAGUGCAAGAGACAAAUGUGACUGAGGAU
Molecule: messenger RNA, 237 nt
Organism: Colletotrichum destructivum
Lineage: Eukaryota; Fungi; Ascomycota; Sordariomycetes; Glomerellales; Glomerellaceae
Exons: 1
Coding region: 49-198 (49 amino acids)
Source: RefSeq, a predicted model, not a curated record